This is a messenger RNA of Prorocentrum cordatum, 948 nucleotides long. Lineage: Eukaryota; Dinophyceae; Prorocentrales; Prorocentraceae. The record is from the annotation of a GenBank genome assembly.
GGUCUCUGGCGGCCGGGUGGCCGUCCCGGGGUGGGACGACGUCGCCCUGGACAAGAUGACAGAGGACGAGCUCAACCCCGGCGCGAAGACGGAGACGGAGCUCCGUCCGGUGUUCGAGGACGACGAUGGCCAUGGCGGGCCCAAAGCGCUCGGGCAGGUCAGGGUUGGCGACCGCCUGGUGGUGCGGCCAGGGGUCGGAUACCAUGCAAACGGCAAGGAGUACUACAGGAGUGGAGACGUGGGCGAGGUCACACAGGUCAUCCAGGGUACAGGUGGCGAGCAUAAGGCCAUGAUUCGCUGGCCGCGAACACAGCACCAGAGCGUCGCGGGCUUCUCCGUUCUGGGCAAGAGGUUCUUGCGUGUCAAAAGGGAGGGGAAGCAGGCCACCCUCCCGGAGAUGCUGGUGGGGUCGACCACGUCUGGCUACGUGUUCGCUCUGUCGCUCGAGAGCGGCGAAGAAAUCUGGGCAGUCCAGGCUUCUGACCAGAUCGCUGGGGUGAAGGGCUCUGUCUCUGGCAAGGACGGCAUAGUAGUGGCGGCUGCCAAGCGCUGCACCGACAGAUACUGCUACAAGUACCGCAAUCAAACCAAUCCGCUUGUCCCGGGAAAUCAAAUGAUCUGGGGCCUGCUUGCCGCAGAUGGAAGCGUGGCGUGGUCCUUCAAACCGCAGUCGCCGGUCUGGAACUUCGUGCCCCAGUACGGCAACGGCACGGUCAUGUUCAGCGACUUCGAGGGCACCGUCUACUGCCUGGACCUGCUGACGGGCGCCCUCCGGUGGCAGCGCGACGGGUCCAUGGGCACGUACACCCAGGCGCACGCGCUGUACUUCCCGGAGGGCGACCUCGUCUUCGCCAUGGGCGUGAGCGCGUACGACCACAAGCGCUGCAAUCCGUUCCCAGCGCCGGGUGUCCUGCCCGCCUGCAGCACUUGGCCCGGCUCUCCCGGGCG